Messenger RNA from Pelagomonas calceolata, 4236 nucleotides. The record is from the annotation of a GenBank genome assembly. Lineage: Eukaryota; Pelagophyceae; Pelagomonadales; Pelagomonadaceae.
CACCAGACUUUGCGGAACAGCCCGUUUUGGACAGCGCUGCGAUAAAAAAGCGCGUACUUGCAUUGAUUUGCUUAGAGCUAGACCGCAACUGACGCGACUGACCCGACUAUGGACGAAGGCAAUAUAGAGCAAGAGUUGCUGAAGGCGCCCACGUCCACAGUGACCCACGUCCACAAGCUCCUGACCAAGAUAGCAACGAACCCCGACGAAAUUAAGUAUCGUAGGCUGAAGACGUCCUCGCGCCUCUUUCGCGAACGCUUCGGCGACGCGGGCGCCCUCCUCGGCGCGCUCGGCUUCGCCGCGGACGGCGACCUCUGCGCGCGCGAGGGCGCCGACGGCGUCGACGCCGCGCUGCGCCUCGUCGACGCGCGCCUGGCCAUGUCGGACGGCGAGGUGGAGCGGGCGCGGGGCCCGGCGCCGAUGGAGACGGACGACGACGACGACGACCUGGCCCGCGCCCUCGCCAUGUCGCGCGAGGCGGCGGCGCCGCCGGCGGCCGCGCCGCCGCCGCCGCCGGUGCCGGAGGCGCCCGCGCCGGACGCGAAGGCGCGCUUCCAGAAGCGCGUGGGCGAGAUCUUCGCGGAGCUGAUGGCGGCGGGCGGCACGACGCCGAACGACGCCGCCGCCGCGGCGCUGCGGCGGGCGACGGCCGAGCGCGCCGCGCCCCCGGCCGCGCCGGCGCCCGCGCCGGCCGCCGCGGCGCCGGCGCCGGCGCCGGCGGGCGCGACGUCGUUCAAGCGCCUGGAGGAGGGCGAGAAGGUCGCGGAGGAGACCAUGGGGGUCCUGAACGUCCUCUACCGCGAGGAGGGCAUCCAGUUCGUCGACCCGGGCUUCCCGCCCGCGGAGGCGAGCCUCUAUGCGGGCGGCGGCAACGACGGCGACUCGUGGCGCUGCGCGCAGUGCGGCGCGCGGAACGCCGUGCCGCCCGACGCGAACGGCCGCGAGGCCGUCCUCGCGCUCAUGCAGCGGCAGCGGCGGGGCGACCUCCCCCUGGUGCGGUGCGCGGCCUGCGGCCGGGAGCACCCCGUCCUCGAGGUGGCCAUGCGGCCGUCGGCCUGGCUGCGGCCGGGCGACCUGCGCGACGACGUCACGGGCCUCACGAGCGACGUGCCGUGGGAGGUCUUCCGGGGCGAGCCGCGCGCGGACGACAUCCGCCAGGGCGGCGUCGGCAACUGCUGGUACGUCUGCGCGCUGUCCAUCCUGGCCGAGGCGGCGCCGGAGACGCUCAAGAACUGCGUCGUCACGCGCGCGUACAACCCCGCGGGCGCCUACAAGCUGCGGCUCUGCCUCGCGGGCGAGUGGCGCACGCUGCUCGUGGACGACCUGCUGCCGUGCAACGCCCUCGAGAUGCUCGCCUACGUCCCCGCCCGCGCGGACGUCGCCGCGGCGCCCCGACCCAACCGCUUGGUUUCGACGCAGGUCAAGGCGGCGCGGCGGGCGCUCUGGGCGCCGCUCCUCGAGAAGGCCGCGGCCAAGCUCCACGGCUCGUACGAGGCGCUGGCGGGCGGCACCUUCGCCGAGGCCUUCCACACGCUGACGGGCUUCCCCGUCGACCAGGAGCGGCUCCACGGCUACACGCGCGACGGCGGCGCCUGGGCCGCGGCCGCGCGCGCGCGCGGCGCCGCCGCCGCAGGCGACGACGGGGCGGUCUUCCGCGAGGCCUUCGACAAGCGGUUCCCCGGCGGCGCCGACGAGGCCGAGGUCGAGUGCUUCGCGCGCGUCUUCAGCUUCUUCGAGAGCGGCUUCGCCGUCGGCGCCUCGACGUUCACGGACCCGGCGACGCCGUUCGGCCAGGAGAUGAAGGCCAAGGGGCUGCAGACGCGGCACGCGUACGGCCUGCUCGAGUGCCGCGUCUACGACGGCGAGCACCUCUUCAAGCUGCGGAACCCGAACGGCGUGGCCCUCUGGAAGGGCAAGUGGUCGCGCGAGGACGCGGAGCGCAUGACCUUCGCGGCGCGCAAGGCGCUGGGGCUCGACCGCGAGGACCCGGGCGUCUUCUGGAUGGCGGUCGACGACUUCCUGGCGUACUUCGUCGAGCUGACGGUGUGCCGCGUGCUGCGGGACCGCGUCGACGCGCGCGUCGGGGGCUGGCUCGGGAGCGCGUUCAACGGCGGGGAGUGCGUCGCGGUCGAGGCCUACGCGCGGACGCGGCUCGACGUCGCCCUCUACCAGGAGCCGCACGCCGUGCGCCAGGGCGAGGCCGGCGCGGCGACGGCGCUGGACCUCGGCUGCGUCGUCGUCAAGUGCGCCUCGCGCAGCGACCGCGCCGUCGCCGGCGACGACCCGCGGACGCACCGGCUCGUCGCGGCCGCGCCGCGCGUCGCGCACCGCGCCGGCGCGGCGUGCCACCUGACCCUCGAGCACGACGACGACCCUACUACGCGCUACCUAGUCGUGCCUCUGUGCUUCGGGCACCGACAUUCCGUCGAGCCGCGGCGGUUCCGAGCCGUCGUCCACAGCGACUUGGUCUGCGAGGUCGGCGUCGUGAGCUGCGAGCCCUCCGUCGUGGCGGCGGCGCUCGCGCAGAUUGCGGAGGACUCGGGCAAGCGCGCGCCGCUCCUCGAGGAUUCGCUCAAACGGCCCAUCGUCGAGAUUUUGACUAUCGAGGACGAAGCGGGCAUUGCCUUCGUCGCUGUCAACCAUGGUCCAAAUCCGGUAUUGAUCGGACUGGACGCGACCGAGAAGACUCGCGGCUUCGUCUCGUCGCGAGGGACCUCGCUUCUGUCCCAGGACGUAAUUCCGCCGCGCUCGCGCUGCUGUCUGGCCAUUCUUUCGCGAGAAUCGGGGACCGCACUCGACAGCAAGGUUUCCUUGGGCUGGGGUUUCUCGGGCGCUGUCCAGCCGCCGGGCACGCCCGAAGCCCACAUUCCAGAGCUAUCUCGCGACGGAGAUAUACACCUGUCUUUGCCGAUGGACGCGCCACGCGUCGGCGCCGGGGCGCUCGCGGAGGCCCUGGCCGCGGCGAUGGGCACCGCUCAGUAGGUAGUAGUAGUGUGUACUUCAAUCGAAAAGAAUAUAUGCGCGCCUGUCUUCGGACAUACCUAUACAAGUAUUUCACGAAAACCAUCGUGAUGAGACUGGUGCCCGGGCGCGGCUUUCGACAUUCGACGGUUUCGCGCGGCGGCCGCGCUUUGCCGGUUCGUCGGUGGCGGGUCGUACUUUCUUAAUAGCACACUUCCGUCUAAGAGAAUUGCCUCGACGCCACGGGCCACGGAAAAGUUAACCAAAACGCCGCAUAUCUAUUCCGACCUGAAACCCCCCCCUAGCUCUAUGCAUACCUCGAGGUACGCGGUCUCGAUCGAGGUCUAAACGCCUUCACGCAGCCUGCUGUAAAAUUGCAUUUGCAGCGUGUCAUCGUCAGUAGUCGCGAAACGAACAGCAGUCUCGGCGAAGCCAAUAACUACUAACUAAAGUGUUGCCACUGGGCCAGGUGGCAGAUCCCGACCCUCCGCUCGCCCCCGAAGCCAACAACACUCCAAAAAAAUGGCAGAGCAGGUAGCAGCCGCCGACGAAGCGGCGCUGGAAGCCCUCUGGACUGCUAAGGACGAGGCCGACUGCGAGACCUGGCGCGCGGCCAAGGUCAAAGCGUGGGAGGCUGGGGAAAAAAUCAAAGAAAAACAUCCGGAGCGCGCGGACCUCGACGCGUGGAUGGCGAAGCAGUGCGCGAAGACGAAGAGCCAGGCGCUGGCGGUGCGCGGCAACCCCAAGGUCUUCUUCGACGUGACGAUGGACGGCGAGGCGGCGGGCCGCAUCGUCAUGCAGCUGCGCAAGGACAUCGUGCCGAAGACGGCCGACAACUUCCGGCAGCUCUGCACGGGCGAGCCGGGCUACGGCUACAAGGGCUGCCCGUUCCACCGCGUCAUCCCCGGCUUCAUGUGCCAGGGCGGCGACUUCACGAACCAGAACGGCACGGGUGGCAAGUCGAUCUACGGCGAGAAGUUCGAGGACGAGAACUUCCGGCUGAAGCACACGGGCGCCGGCGUGCUGAGCAUGGCCAACGCGGGCCCCGGCACGAACGGGUCCCAGUUCUUCCUCUGCACGGCCAAGACGCCCUGGCUCGACGGCAAGCACGUCGUCUUCGGCAAGGUCGUCGAGGGCAUGGACGUCGUCGAGGCGAUCGAGAAGGUCGGCUCGCAGGGCGGCGAGACGUCGAAGAAGGUCGUCAUCGCGGCCUGCGGCGAGCUCGCGCUCGACGGCACGGAGAAGCCGGGGAGCUGGCCCGCCGCCGACGCGUGA